This is a messenger RNA of Ostrinia furnacalis (Asian corn borer), 2051 nucleotides long. RefSeq names its product cytochrome P450 4V2-like. Gene Ontology annotation, molecular function: heme binding; iron ion binding; oxidoreductase activity, acting on paired donors, with incorporation or reduction of molecular oxygen. The coding region runs from base 391 to 1872 and encodes 493 amino acids. The record is from RefSeq and is a predicted model, not a curated record. The transcript is spliced from 10 exons. Lineage: Eukaryota; Metazoa; Arthropoda; Insecta; Lepidoptera; Crambidae.
UAAGAGAGGUAGAAGAGUUAGAAGGAGAAAUUUUACCAUGACAAAAAAAAUAUAUUAUUUUUAUAUUGCCCACAUUUUUGUUGCUUGCGUGGUAAUUUUCUAUUUUGUGCCAUCUACACUACUUCUUACUACUCCUGUGGACGUUACAGUCCACGAAAGUGUUUAUGGACGAAGGCCUCUAUUCUGAUUAUUGUCAAUUUGCCACGAAGUAGGUAUCUCAAAUGUACUUCAAAAUAUCAAAAGUGUGAAGAAUCUAUACUGUUUUUUUUCGGCGCAUCAACAAUAACCCCUUGAUACACAACAUCAAUUGACGGCUUAAUACCUAUUAUGUUGAUUAAGUUAUAUUCAGUGUCCGUAACAGUCACGUAGCAUCACUCGCACUACAUAGUCAUGUACAUAACAGUGUUUAUACAAGCAUUCGUGUUGUUGUUGGCGUUCGCAUGCUAUUGGGUGCUCAAGCCGAAUGUUAAGAAGCCCCCAGCAUUCCCGGGCGCUUUGCCCAUCAUUGGGCAUGCUCAUUUGUUGGUUGGGGAUACAGCACAUUUGUGGCAGUUUGUGAAAUGCAUGCAACAACAUAAUCUAGACAAUGGCGGAGUGACGUACAUAAAGAUAGGCACAAAAACGUAUUAUGCGCUAAGCGACCCAGAAGACUGCACAAAAGUGGCGAGCGUUUGCUUCGAGAAGAGCUUCUUCUACCGCAACAUCGUCAGCUCUUGGGUAGGGCAGGGACUGGUUACUGCAUCAGUUCCCACAUGGAAGAUCCACCGCAAGAUGUUAAACCCAGUUUUCAAGCAGCAAGUCCUGGAGAGCUUCCUGGGUAUAAUAAACAGCCAUGGAAAGAUCUUGGUUGAGAAUAUGGCAGCUGAGGUGGGGAAGACUCCGUUUGAUCCUGUGCCUUAUUUGGACAAAGCCAUUCUUGAGGCCAGUUUCCGUAUCGCGUUUGGUGCUGCCAGAAACGAUAAAGAGAUCAAAAUGGAUUCUUACAUCCAGGCUUUCAAGGAGGUGACCAACAUCCUAAUCCAAAGGUUCCAGCACGUUUGGAUGCACAGCCGAUUCAUUUACAGCUUCUCCAAUCUGAAGAAGAAGCAGGAUAAGGCUAUUAAGACCACUUGCGAUGUGUCUUUUGAGAUAAUUAAAAAGAAAAAAUCAGACAGUGAAAUUACUCCAAAGAUAUCACCAAAUUCCAAAACUGACAACAAUAAAGUUAAGGGUUUACUGGAUGUAAUCUUAGACGUCACUAAAGGAGGUUUGACAGUUGAAGAAAUAAGAGAAGAACUGGACACGAUGAUAUUUGCUGGGUACGACACUGUGGCUACUACUCUAAUUUAUGUAUUGGUGGUGCUAGGAUCGUACCCUGAUAUACAAGAACGGACCUUUCUUGAAUUGCAGGAAGUUCUUAAGGUUAAAGACAAUGAUAUUGAUAAGGAAGACCUACAGAAGUUGGUGUAUUUGGAGGCAGUGAUAAAGGAGACCUUACGAAUCUUUCCUAUUGCUCCUAUCAUCAUCAGGGAAUUGGAUAAAGAUGUUCAGUUAGAAAACUACACACUCCAAGCUGGAAGCGAGUGCAUCAUGCUGAUCUACGCGACUUGCCGCCACCCCGUGUGGGGCGAAGACCGGCAUGAGUUCAAGCCUGAACGGUGGCUGGACCCUUCUAAACUUCCUGAGAAUCCUAAUAGUUUUGCUACGUUUGGAGUCGGGAGGCGAUCUUGCAUAGGUAAAGCAUAUGCCCUGAUGUCACUGAAAACCAUACUCAGCCACAUAGUCCGCCACUACAAAAUAAAGGGGGACUACACCAAGCUGGAUAUGAAGAUGGAAAUACUGACGAAACCUAUAGCUGGACACCACAUUACGUUAGAACAUAGGAUUUGGUAGAUUAUUGUUAAGAAAGUGUUCACAUUACGUUCAAAUACGUUUCCGUAUACAUGAUGUAAUUUUUAUACUACGAGUAGAUCAAACAGAAGGGUUGAGUCUAAUACUCAAAUAAUUAUUUCAAUUCAAACAUAGCUUGUGUCAGAGCAGAGUAAAUACAAAUAAGUAGGUCGUCUUCAUAG